AUGGCCAGUCCCAGCGUCGAUGCUGCGUCCGACAGCUCAUCGACCCCGGUGCCCUCGAGCCACGGCAUAGAUCGAGACCCCGAGAAAGAUUUCCCCAAAGAACCCGAGCUGGCGCCAGAGGUGGACUGUAAUAUCGUGAGGUGGACUGGAUCGGAUGACCGUGACAACCCCCAGAAUUGGACGUUUACACGCAAAGCAGGAACAACGGGGAUAUGGGUGUAUGCGUGUCUGGCAACGGCCAUCGGAAGCAGCAUUUUCAGCAGUGGCAGUCAAGCGAUCAGCGCAGAAUACAACGCCAGCAGGACUGUGGUCACGCUGGGCGUUAGUCUUUUCAUGAUCGGAUACUGUGUCGGCCCUCCAAUCUGGGGCCCCUUGUCAGAGCACUUUGGCCGCAAAUGGCCAGCAGUUAUUGGCAUGUCCCUGUUCACCAUCUUCUGCAUCCCCGCCGCCGUUGGUCAGAAUAUGGCCACCAUUCUCGUAUCUCGUUUUUUCCAAGGUACAUUCGGCGCCGCGCCGCUCGCGCUCAUCGGCGGUGCUCUGGUUGAUAUAUGGAACCCGAUCCAACGGUCAGUUGCAUUGACUUGCUGCGUGGGGACGCUGUUCUGGUCGCCUAGCUUGGCCCCCGUUAUUGGCGAUUUCGUGACUGAGAAUGUUGGAUGGCGGUGGACACAGUGGAUUAGCUGCAUCAUGGGCGGUAUCUGCGCACUCCUCUUGUUGGUCGCAUUGCCAGAGACUUAUGCGCCUCUGUUGCUGCGCCAAAGGGCUGCCAGGUUGCGGAAAGACGGAGUUCCGGAUGCGAGGUCGCAGUUUGAUGGCAAGGCUUUGACAGUGUCAGACAUUGCGAGGAUAUACCUCAUCCGGGCUUUUAUGCUCCUCGCCACCGAGCCCAUCCUCAUCGCCGUGACGAUUUACCAGGCCUUUAUCUAUGGCAUGCUAUACCUCUUCUAUGUGGCAUACCCGAUCGUCUUUGAGGAAAUCCGCCACUGGAACUUGGGAAUCAGCUCUCUUCCAUUUCUUGGUAUUGUCGUUGGUGUCUUGUGCGGCUGUGCCGUGGUCAUUGCACACAUUCUAAUAACUGCUAAGCCACCCAAGAUGGAUAUAGAUGGUAAACCCAUUAUCAUCCCCGAGGAACGUCUCCCGAUUAUGAUAAUCGGCUCCAUUCUCGUUCCAGUGGGCUUGUUCAUCUUUGCCUGGACGUCCAACCCGGAAAUCCACUGGAUCGGCAUGGCCAUUGGCGGAUUCCCCAUUGGCAUGGGCAUGUACAUGAUCUUCGUCCAGUGCUUCAACUAUAUAAUCGACGUCUACAUGACCAUUGCCAACAGCGCCAUUGCGGGCAACACCAUGGUGCGGAGCGGCUUCGCUGCUGCUUUCCCUCUGUUUGGACCGGCAAUGUUUCACCGGCUCGGUGUCGAGUGGGCGACGAGUUUGUUGGCGUUUCUCUCGUUGGCGAUGAUUCUGAUUCCGGUCUUGUUUUGGAAGUAUGGGGCUCGGAUCCGUGCGCGGUCGAAGAAUCGAAUUUCUAGCUGA
Messenger RNA from Talaromyces rugulosus, 1527 nucleotides. RefSeq lists its product as uncharacterized. Bases 1 to 1527 code for a protein of 508 amino acids. Gene Ontology annotation, biological process: transmembrane transport. Gene Ontology annotation, molecular function: transmembrane transporter activity. The transcript has 3 exons. Lineage: Eukaryota; Fungi; Ascomycota; Eurotiomycetes; Eurotiales; Trichocomaceae. The record is from RefSeq and is a predicted model, not a curated record.